AUGUCUGGCUCUAGGCUUGCAACCUUAUAUCUGGAAAGAGGGCCCAACAGGAUAGGAAGUCUUUACAAAAAGGCUGUUUACAGACACUACACAGAUGAGACCUAUUCCAAGGAGAUCCCCAAGCCUCCCUGGCUUGGAUUUUUGGGUCCCAUCUUGAAGGCUGAAGUGGGUGAUGUGAUUGUCAUCCAUUUAAAGAACUUUGCGUCCCGCCCUUACUCCUUGCAUCCACAUGGCGUUUUCUACAACAAGGACUCAGAAGGAGCCCUGUAUCCAGAUGGAACAUCUGGAAGGAACAAGGAUGAUGACAUGGUUCCUCCUGGCAAAAACUAUACCUACGUCUGGCCAGUGAGAGAAGAAUAUGCUCCUGCCCCAGCAGAUGCAAACUGCCUGACUUGGGUAUACCAUUCACAUAUUGAUGCCCCUAAGGACAUCUGUUCUGGGUUAAUUGGCCCACUGCUAGUGUGCAAAGAAGGUAUCCUGCACAGUUAUUCAGGAGCAAGGACUGAUGUAGACCGGGAGUUUGUUAUAAUGUUCACUCUUGUGGAUGAGAAUCAAAGCUGGUACCUCGAUGAAAACAUCAGACAAUUCUGCACUGAUCCUGAUUCAGUUGACAAAGAAGAUGCUGUUUUCCAAAGAAGUAACAAAAUGCACGCGCUCAAUGGAUACCUCUUUGGAAACUUCCCUGAACCUGAUAUGUGCGUUGGUGAAUCAGUGUCCUGGCACCUAUUUGGGAUGGGGAAUGAGAUAGACAUCCAUUCCAUCUAUUUUUAUGGCAACACCUUCAUCAGUAGAGGGCAUCGGACUGAUGUUGUCAAUCUGUUCCCAGCCACCUUCCUGACAUUAGAAAUGAUAGUUGAGAAUCCUGGAAAGUGGAUGAUAACCUGCCAAGUCAGUGAUCACCUCCAAGCUGGCAUGCUGGGGCAAUACAAUGUUGGUAACUGCAAAAGUGGUAUUUCUCAGCCCAAGAUGAAGGGUCAACAGAGGCGCUACUUUAUAGCAGCUGAAAAAAUUCUUUGGGAUUAUGGUCCUCAAGGCUAUGACAAAUUCAGCGGUCUUCCCCUAAAUGCCUCUGGCAGUGACUCUGAGCUCUACUUCAAACAAGGGGACAACAGAAUAGGAGGGAAAUACUGGAAGGCUCGGUACACAGAGUAUGUUGAUGCAACUUUUACUCGAAGAAAGAGAUUCUCUGAGGCAGAAGCCCACCUUGGAAUUCUGGGUCCCGUCAUCAAGGCAGAGGUGGGUGACACUCUAUUAGUGACAUUCGCCAACAAAGCUGACAAGGUCUACAGUAUUUUGCCCCAUGGUGUGAUCUAUGACAAAGCUUCUGAUGCAGCCCCAAACGUAGACGGAUUUCUGAAGCCAGGGGCACAUGUUAAGCCAGGUGAGAUCUUCACAUACACAUGGACGGUGCCUGAAAGUGUCAGCCCAACAGCUGAUGACCCACCCUGUCUGACUUAUCUUUACUUCUCAGCGGUUGAACCGAUCAAGGACACGAGCUCAGGACUUGUAGGGCCUUUGCUAGUCUGUAAAAGGGGCGUUCUCAAUGCUGAUGCGACACAGAAAGGAAUAGACAAGGAAUUUUACCUACUAAUCACAGUCUUUGAUGAGAAUCUGAGCAGGUAUCUUGAUGAAAAUAUUCAGAAGUUUACCUGGCAUCCUUUCAGCGUUGACAAGGAGGAUAAAGAGUUUGUGAAGUCCAACCGAAUGCACGCUAUUAAUGGCUACAUGUAUGGCAACCAGCCAGGCCUAACCAUGUGCAAAAAGGAUAGAGUCUCCUGGCAUCUGAUUGGAAUGGGCACCGACACGGACAUGCAUGGAGUUUAUUUUCAAGGGAACACCAUCCACCUACGAGGGACUCACCGCGACUCCCUGGCCCUGUUUCCCCACGUCUCCACAACAGCAUUCAUGCAGCCAGACCGUGCAGGCAUCUUCAGGGUCUUUUGCUCCACCCUGCACCACUUGGCGAGAGGCAUGCAUCAGAUAUAUGAGGUCAGCAGCUGCGGCAAUAAGGACCCUCCUGAGCAGCCCUAUGGGAUGAUAAGAACCUUUUACAUCGCCGCUGAAGAGGUAGAAUGGGAUUAUGCCCCUAACAAAAACUGGGAGUUCGAAAAGCAGCACUUGGACGCAGGAGGGGAAAGACAUGGAGAUAUAUUCAUGAACCACACUGAAAACUGGAUCGGCUCUCAGUACAAGAAAGUGGUUUACAGGGAAUACACCAAUGGAGAAUUUGUGGAGAUCAAAGCUCGACCGCCACAAGAGGAGCAUUUGGCACUCCUGGGCCCAAUGAUUCAUGCCGAGGUGGGAGACACCAUCCUGAUCAUAUUUAUGAACAAGGCCAGUAGGCCCUACUCCAUCUCAGCCCAGGGCGUGGAGGACACCGAUAGUGGGAAGCGGCUCCAAGUGCCCGUCACAAAGCCAGGAGAAAUAAAAACUUACAGAUGGAAUGUCCCUAAAAGGUCCGGUCCAGGGCCAUCUGACCCAAAUUGUAUUCCAUGGGUUUACUAUUCAACAGUAAACUUUGUGAAGGAUACAUACAGUGGUUUGAUGGGUCCUCUGAUUACAUGCAGGGAAGGAGUGUUGAAUGAAAAGGGAAGAAGAAGUGACGUUGAUUAUGAAUUUGCUCUCUUGUUUUUGGUAUUUAAUGAGAAUGAAUCCUGGUAUCUGGAUGACAAUAUUAAGAAGUAUCUUAAUAAAGAUCCACGAGAUUUUAAGCCCUCUGAUGAUUUUGAGGAGAGCAACAAAAUGCAUGCUAUUAAUGGGAAGAUUUUUGGGAACCUUCAUGGACUCGUCAUGAAUGAAGAUACAAUGACCAACUGGUACCUGUUAGGAGUAGGAGAUGAAGUGGACAUACACACCAUUCAUUAUCAUGCUGAGAGCUUUCUUUUCAAGAUAGGUAAAUCUUAUCGAGAAGAUGUAUAUGACCUCUUUCCAGGGACAUUUCAAGCCAUUGAACUGUUUGCAGAUCACCCAGGGACGUGGUUGUUACAUUGUCAUGUGUCUGACCAUAUUCAUGCUGGCAUGGAGACAACCUACACAGUCCUUCGAAACAUAGACAACAGGAUUCCAUACUCCGCCAAGUCCCCUUCCGGAGGUGCAUCCGGAUCUGCGCCCUCUAACGAACGCGGCGAGGAGCAGCUCUACUUCUUUGGCCGGAGUCUGGAUCCCAGAGGAGCCCGAGCAGCCUUGGUCGUCCUCUUCGUCCUCGGCCUCCUUCUGCUGGUCCUAUCGGUGGUCCUGUCGCUCAGGCUAUGCUCCGCGAGGCCGCGGGCGGCGUACCAGGAGGUCCAGUCCUGCGCGCUCCCCACCGACGCCCUGUGACCCCCGCGUCCUCGGCAGGGAGGCGGAACAGGGCACCGCUCCCCGAGGACCCUGCCGCCGCUGCCCGGGUCAGGCUCCGAUCCUCCGGAACAGAUUCAAAGCAAUGUGCUUUUCUUUAUUUAUUUUUAAAGGGGCUGUGAAUAAUCCUCAGGUGUAAAAUAGAAAAAGAAGAGUGGGCAUGACUGAGAAAGCAGAUCCAGCCUGUUCUCUGAAUGAGCUCGUCGAAGUGCGAAGACCCUCUGAAAGAUACAUUUGUUUUCCAUCUUUCAUAAUUCCUAGAUUAGACAGUGCUUCCUUACCAUCGAAGUCUCUAUAGAUGGCCAGUUUCAGGAAAGAGUUACACUGCCUCAGACAUCUAACUGGAAUGGCACUGAUUUUUUCAUCUCUGUUAUGGAAGAUGCUUCCCUUAGUGGUUCCAGGAAAAAUAACUUUCUGGGGUGCCCCUGAAAAUGUCUAAAUCAGUAUUUACUGAUAAAAUUUGACCAAAUGACUUUUUUGGAGGCUUUAGCCAGCUCCCCUGGCCUUCUCCCUUUUAAUAUAAAUAGCCUGUGCACUGUUUGCUAUACAAGAAGCAAAGUUACAUGCAUUUUUAAAUAAUAUUGUUUUUAUGCAAACCUGUAGAGAUACUUGAAUGUUUACAUUGAGUUGAAUGUUUACAACUCACUUCAUUUAUACAUUUUUUACAAUAUGUUUCUGUGGCAAUGUUUGUAUUUUCAAAAAUCAAUCAGAGAAUUUGUAUUUCAGAAUGUGGAGGGCUGGAAUCUGCAAUAGCAGGCUAGGUUCUCCCACUGUGAGUCAAGACACUCCCUGAGAGUUUAGUGGGAGCUUCCAAGGGGAGGGAAACUUGGCAGGAGGGAAACUUUGCAGGAAGCAAGCCUGGCCUUGACUCUUGAGUCUGAUUUUUCACUGUUAGGAGGAGCUUUCCCAGGCUCCAUCUUUUAUGAAAUAAAGACAGUGUCAUCAUGUGAAAAACACCAGAAGGAAUUCAUCAAUGCAGCUGACUGACUGGGAGGAGAAAGACGUAGUCUUUGAUGGGAAGAGGAAAGAAAAGGCUAAUUAAAGAGAGUCCCAGUAGCAAAUUUUUAAACCAAUAAAUCAACUUUGAGAUAUAGUUUUACAAUUUUCAAGUCUCAAAUGCCAAAUAAAAUAUUGAACAACUAAACCCAUCAAGAGGCAAUCCAUACUCUCUAUAUGUAUGCCUCAGCUCUAGGUAUAAGAUUGAUAAGAGCAACAUUGUUUAUUACUAGACUGAGAAAUUGCCCUUAGCCCACGCUGCUGCGAGAUGGGGGCUAUUAGUACAUCUGCCUUAGCAGUGGGUCACGGGGCUGUUCAAGUGAACAAGUAGGACCUAAUAAAUACUGGUGGAGGGACCUUUCAUACUGUCUCAUCUUCAUCUUGGUGAGGGGAAAUGAGUAAUUUGAUAGAAGCUAUAGUCUUACAUAAAACAGGAUGCAAAUGCUAAUAGUUCUGUUCAUAGUUUGCUUGAAUGUCAUAUCAAACAUGAUACCCAAGGAUCUGAAUUCCAGACUGCUAACCACUGAUAAUGUGAUUUUUAGUAUGUGCUUACAGUUUUCAGACAUGUAUAGGCUAUAUAAUUUCAUAAUAAUAAUCAUGAUAAAUGCCUUAUUUAUAACUGACCUAGAAAACAAAUUAUUUAGUUGUCUUUUUCUUUUCUCUUAGUUUAUUUUUUUAAUGAAAAUGAAACCACAAAGUAGUUUGAUUAUACCAUUUCUCUUUUUAAUAAAGUUUCAUGUAUCAUAAA
Messenger RNA from Odocoileus virginianus texanus, 5080 nucleotides. The record is from RefSeq and is a predicted model, not a curated record. Lineage: Eukaryota; Metazoa; Chordata; Mammalia; Artiodactyla; Cervidae.